CGCUCGCCUACCAGUGGCCGAGUCUACAGCCAGACUUAAAGCAGUGGCUAACACACAAGGGAAGCGAAGAUAAUACACUCAUCGAGAAGCAAAGAGAGGAAAGAAUUUAAGAGGAAAAAGUGAAGUGUUCGUAGAAAUACUGUUUAAAAGAAGAUGAGCUUUCUAUCGCCGACGAUCCAUUACAAGAUUGCACGCAACAUGUCGGGGCCUUUAGCUGUCGUGACCAUGAUGGUGCUGGUCAUCACCGUCUCCGUCCUCGGCCUCAGCAACAGGUCCUUGAGGGCUACCUUGGAGGAGGAGCGCACCCUGUCACUCAAGUCCAUUGUCGAGAAAUCAGACGACCUCUCCUCCUGCAUGACGGAGACAAAGUCACUCGAAGAGAAAAUCAAGGAACUGACGGAGCAGCAGGCGAAGCUCACAAGCGAAGUCAAGGAACGAUCGGAAGAACUGAACCAGUUGCAAGAACAAGCCCUCGAGAACCAGAAAAUGACUGAGGAAAUCAAUGACCUGAACGCGAGGAUCCACCAGCUGACGGUGGACGGGGAACAGCUCGAGGGAAAGCUCCAGUCGGCGCAGAAGCAAGUAGGAGCCCUCGAAGCCACCAGGAAGGACCUCAGCGAACAGCUCGCCACGGCGCAGAAGGAGAUCGCGGACGCCAACGCUAAAGCAGGCAACGCUAUUCCUCAAGACAAGCCUGCUCCAGUGGUCGAGACUGCUCCGGCGGCCCAGCCUGCAGUUUAAUUCGAAAGGGAGAAAGGAGCAUUCAACGCUAAACACAGACGUGGAGACAGAGGGAAACCAUCCACUGAAAAGGAAGGAAUUAGGCAAAAAUAAAAAACUGACUCCUUUUAUUUCAUUUAUUCAUAACUAUUACAAUUUAUUUAUGUUGUACACGUCGGAUGUGUGCCUGUUAGCUUUAAAGAUUGUCUGUGUAACCUAUGUCAAUUUAUAUUUUUGCGAACAGUAGGUUUAUAGUGACAUUUUAUUUUACGAUGAUUCAUGAAUCAGUUGCACGCUUUUGUUUGCAAUUUGAUGUAAAUGUAUUGGUAUAUCUCAGAGUGUAUUGUUGAUAACAUAUGAUAUAUGUCUUGUAUCGUGUGCAUCUUAAUCAAAAAGGUAUACGAUAAUGCAAACACACACACACACACACACACACACACACACACACACACACACACACACACACACACACACACACACACACACACACACACAAACACACACACACACACACACACCCACACCCACACACACACACACACACACACACACACACACACACACACUCACAAAUAAAAGAGUAAACCUUCCCAUUA
Molecule: messenger RNA, 1316 nt
Organism: Penaeus chinensis
Lineage: Eukaryota; Metazoa; Arthropoda; Malacostraca; Decapoda; Penaeidae
Product: coiled-coil domain-containing protein 30-like
Exons: 6
Coding region: 154-741 (195 amino acids)
Source: RefSeq, a predicted model, not a curated record